AGUGUGCAAGAAAACAAAAGCAGUAUUCGUAUAUAUCGCCAAGACAAAACAUGUCCUUCAAGCUGUUCUGCUGUGUGACUUUGAUUAUCCUGAUAAUUGACCAUCUCAAUGCACAAUACAAAGAGGGAGACAACUGUACUUUGAGAAAUGGUUCGAAAGGGCAAUGCUAUGGAAUCAAGGAUUGUGAACAGGCAAUUCUGCUUCUCCUUUUGCACAACAAAGCUUUGAAAACGUGCAACACUCAGGGAGACACGACACUAGUCUGUUGCGGCAAGAGAAAAAUUGUUGGAUAUAGAAGUACUAUAGCUUGUCACAUAUGGAACCAAUCGGUUAGGUACAUCGGAGGUGGAGGAGUUGAUGCUUUGCCGAGAGAAUAUCCGCAUAUGGCUGUUUUGGGAUAUGGGAGUAACAGUACACAGAAAUUGAAUUGGUCGUGUGGCGGUAGCUUAAUCAGCGAGAAAUUCGUUUUGACUGCAGCGCAUUGCUUAAACCACAAAGAAUUCGGACCAGUCAAGUACGUGAGGAUCGGAGAUUUAAAUUUGAAAUUGACAAACGACUCUGUCAAGCAUCAGGAUUUCCUAGUAGCCAAUACCAUCAAGCAUCCAUCGUACAAACGUCCGUCGAAGUACCACGAUAUAGCUCUAAUCGAGCUGGAUCACAGUGUGAAAAUUACGGAGGACGUGAUACCGGCUUGUUUGAAUCUAGCUAAAUCCAACCCUGUUCAGUAUGCGGCAACAGGAUGGGGCUUGUUGUCCUUCCAGGGUGUUGCGCCGGAUCAUCUACAAAAGCUUGUGCUGAAUCACGUUAACAACACCGAGUGCAACAAGCAUUUCGAGGUGAACGCUCGAACUUUGAAGAGAGGAAUCAUGGAGAAUAGACAGAUUUGCGCUGGGUAUCCCGGGAGGGAUACUUGUCAGGGAGACUCAGGAGGACCUCUUCAAACCAAAAAUGAGUUGGGCGUUUUUUUCAUUCACGGCGUGACGGCCUUCGGAAAGCCCUGUUUAUUGACAAGUAGUCCUGGCGUUUACACAAGAGUUUCCAAUUACCUCAGAUGGAUUGAGGAGAGCGUAUGGCCAAAUAACACAAUAUAUGAGAAAAAAACUGUAUAUUGAAGUGUGAAGUUGCAUCUAA
Molecule: messenger RNA, 1131 nt
Organism: Nicrophorus vespilloides
Lineage: Eukaryota; Metazoa; Arthropoda; Insecta; Coleoptera; Silphidae
Product: serine protease snake-like
Exons: 6
Coding region: 51-1112 (353 amino acids)
Biological process (GO): proteolysis
Molecular function (GO): serine-type endopeptidase activity
Source: RefSeq, a predicted model, not a curated record